AUGGCCUCUGCCUCGUUUCGCGAGUCAAUGAACUCCCUAGGCUGGACCAGGAGAGAGCCCGAUGCGCCUGUCAACACGGCGCCUCCCUCCAUCGCGGACAGAGUCUCCAACCUGUUCGGUGCAGGUGGCUACGUUAGGCUUCCCAUUUCAGAAUCAAACCCUGGUGCCCCGCUCCCCGCGCCCACCAGAAGAGAAGAGGAGGAGGGCUUCUUUGCGCUGAGUCGUUGGGACCGUUUACUCGUUUUCGGUGGACUGCUACUGGCAGCCUUGGCCAUGUUUGCUACCUGCAUCGGGCUCAUGUUCACGCCCAUCUUUAUCGUCAAACCUCGCAAGUUUGCCAUACUGUGGACCAUGGGCAGUGUUCUGUUUUUGGCGGCCUGGAGUGUCAUGAUGGGCCCCAUCCAGUACGUGCAGCAUCUUAUCUCUGGUCCGCGACUUCCCUUCACUGCCGCUUAUUUCGGGAGCAUUGCACUUACGCUCUAUUUCUCUCUUGGUCUCCACAGCACGGUUCUCACCUUUGUUGCCGUCAUUGCGCAACUGGUUUCCUUGCUCUGGUUCACCGUCUCCUACUUCCCCAUGGGCUCCACAGGUCUACGGUUUGGAGCGCGCUUUGCAGGAAACCGCGUCGCUGCUUGGAUGAACGACUAA
This is a messenger RNA of Ascochyta rabiei, 648 nucleotides long. RefSeq names its product protein transport protein sft2. NCBI's taxonomy places the organism in Eukaryota, Fungi, Ascomycota, Dothideomycetes, Pleosporales, Didymellaceae. Gene Ontology annotation, cellular component: membrane. The record is from RefSeq and is a predicted model, not a curated record. The transcript is spliced from 5 exons. Bases 1 to 648 code for a protein of 215 amino acids. Gene Ontology annotation, biological process: vesicle-mediated transport.